Messenger RNA from Brassica rapa (field mustard), 738 nucleotides. RefSeq names its product glutaredoxin-C5, chloroplastic. Gene Ontology annotation, cellular component: cytoplasm. The record is from RefSeq and is a predicted model, not a curated record. Lineage: Eukaryota; Viridiplantae; Streptophyta; Magnoliopsida; Brassicales; Brassicaceae. Gene Ontology annotation, biological process: cellular response to oxidative stress. Gene Ontology annotation, molecular function: glutathione disulfide oxidoreductase activity.
UUUUUGAGAAUCCAAAGGGUCAGAAAAUAAUAACAUCGCCCAUGGCAGUCUCAGCAUUCAACCCUUUGAAAUUUGCAUCUUCGUCUUCUCUAGAUUCGAUUCCUUCAAUCUCCUCUUCUACUUCUUAUUCGCUAUUUCCGGCAAGCAUCGGCAUCAGAAACUCCGUCGGAUCUCCUUUCAUGAGAUGUCUAAAGCAGUCGUGUUCUUCAGUUCGAGCCAUGUCUGCUUCGUCUUCUUCUUCUUUCGGAUCGAGAAUGGAGGAGAGCGUGAGGAAAACGGUUACUGAGAACAUAGUCGUUGUUUACUCCAAAACUUGGUGCUCAUACUGUACUGAAGUGAAGACAUUAUUCAAGAGACUUGGUGUUCAGCCACUGGUGAUUGAAUUGGAUGAACUUGGUCCACAAGGGCCACAACUGCAGAAGGUACUGGAAAGACUCACUGGGCAACACACUGUUCCUAAUGUUUUCGUUGGAGGCAAGCACAUUGGUGGCUGCACAGAUACAGUGAAGCUGAACAGGAAAGGAGAUCUUGAACUGAUGUUAGCUGAAGCCAACGGCAACACCAAUCAAACUUAAGGCGAUGAUGGAAACUGGUAUGGAUGGAGAUUUUGCAUACGGAGCUUGGAAGAGUUUUUUUCUCUUUUGUAAACAUUUGAACCUCAUUUUCUUUUUGUCAAUGCAUUGAUGAACCUCAUUCAAAUAAUACGUUAUAACUAAAUAACAUAUACACUUUUAAUCA